Messenger RNA from Euleptes europaea (tarantolino), 1912 nucleotides. It is a transcript of the gene SPTLC3, whose product is annotated as serine palmitoyltransferase long chain base subunit 3. The record is from RefSeq and is a predicted model, not a curated record. The transcript has 12 exons. Gene Ontology annotation, molecular function: pyridoxal phosphate binding; serine C-palmitoyltransferase activity. Lineage: Eukaryota; Metazoa; Chordata; Lepidosauria; Squamata; Sphaerodactylidae. Gene Ontology annotation, biological process: ceramide biosynthetic process; sphingosine biosynthetic process. The coding region runs from base 1 to 1863 and encodes 620 amino acids. Gene Ontology annotation, cellular component: serine palmitoyltransferase complex.
AUGGGGGUGAGAGGGGUGGAGGAAUGGGGGCCUCCGGGUCUCAAGGGAGAAGCGGCACCUCCUCCUCCUGGGGAAGCGUGGGAGGAAGGGGGUGCAUGCACGGCCGCAGCACCGUGCGGGGAAGAGCGCCAAGGCAUGGCGGCCAGGCGGCCAAGGGCAGGCCCGGGCAAGGUCUGGCCGGAGGAGAGGAACGGGCUGGCCACGCCGAGGAGAGGGGGCGGAGGGCCGUCCUGGCGGGGGGCGGCGGAGGGCGAGGUGCCCCCGGACGGCGGGAGCGGAAGAGCUUGGUUGUGUCCAGAGGAAGCGGCCAAACAGGAGAAUGGCAUCGCGAAUGGGGGCUUCUACAAAAGACAGUUUAAUGACUCCUUCGAGCAAGCACCAAUGUACAUUAGCGUCCUCACAUAUGUGGGCUUUGCAGUAGCGACGAUAUUCGGCUACCUGCGUGACUUCUUGAGAGGCUGCGGACUGCAAAAAUGUAUCUUCGCCACAGAAAGAGAAGAACAGAAAGAUUUUGUACCACUCUAUCAAGAUUUUGAAAACUUUUAUAAACGAAACCUCUAUGUGAGAAUAAGAGACAACUGGAACCGCCCGAUCUGCAGCGCUCCCGGACCACAGUUUGACCUGAUGGAACGUGUGUCAGAUGACUACAACUGGACAUUCAGGUUAACCGGAAGGACUCUCAAGAACAUAAUCAACAUGGGCUCCUAUAACUACCUCGGCUUUGCAGAAACUGAGCCUAGUAGUAUAAAAACUGUGAGCGUUGUGUUAAGUCAAUAUGGAGCAGGGGUCUGCAGCGCAAGACAGGAGAUGGGCAACCUGGAUAAACACGUGGAGCUUGAAAACGUGGUGGCGCGGUUCCUGGGUGUCGAAGCUGCUAUGGCUUUCGGCAUGGGCUUUGCUACGAAUUCUAUGAAUAUUCCGGCGUUGGUUGGAAAGGGAUGUCUUAUUUUAAGUGAUGAGUUGAACCACACUUCUCUUGUUCUGGGCGCCAGGCUCUCAGGUGCGACGAUCAGGGUCUUCAAGCACAACAAUCCUCAAAAUUUAGAGAAGCUGUUGAAGGAAGCUGUGAUACACGGACAGCCCAGGAACCGGAGAGCGUGGAAAAAAAUCCUCAUUCUAGUUGAGGGCAUUUACAGCAUGGAAGGCUCCAUUGUACGCUUGCCAGAGAUAGUCGCCUUGAAGAGAAAAUACAAAGCCUACCUCUACUUGGACGAAGCCCACAGCAUUGGUGCCGUCGGCCCGUCAGGCAGGGGAGUUGUGGAAUACUUUGGAAUGAACCCCGAUGAUGUUGACGUGCUGAUGGGAACGUUCACAAAAAGCUUUGGCGCAGCCGGAGGCUACAUCGCCGGCAGAAAGGAACUAGUGGACUACAUACGGACGCACUCCCACAGCGCGACAUACGCCACGUCCAUGUGUCCGCCCGUAGCAGAACAAAUCAUAAGAGCCAUGAAAUGCGUCAUGGGAGUGGACGGCACCACACAAGGGCUUCAGAGGGUCCAGCGGCUAGGAGAAAACACAAGGUACUUCAGAAGAAGAUUGCAUGAGCUAGGCUUCAUAAUUUAUGGCAACGAAGACUCACCCGUUGUCCCUCUCCUCGUGUAUCUACCUGGUAAAAUUGGGGCUUUUUCAAGACGCAUGUUAGCAAAAAAUAUUGGGGUGGUUGUAGUUGGCUUCCCAGCAACCCCACUCGGAGAAUCCAGGGCUCGGUUUUGUGUGUCAGCAGCUCAUACUCGAGAGAUGUUAGACAAGGUUCUCCACGCUCUGGAUGAACUGGGCGACUUUUUGGAUCUGAAAUAUUCCCGGCAUCCCAGGCCAUCUCGUCCUCAACCGUAUGAUGAAACAAGCUUUGAACUUGAAGAUUAAAGCUCCUGUCCCAUGAAGAAAACUUGUUACCAGGGGAAACCUAAACAAU